GCAGUCUGUGUAAGUCUUCAUAUCUCUGAGUGUGUGCACCAGUGGAGAGGGUGGAGCCUUGCAUCCUCAAAUCUGAAAAGAUUGAGAGAUUUCGGAGGGCCCAGAUGUGCCAAAGGUCAGAGGGAUCAAUACAGAGGCCCUACCACGGGAAGGGGGGGAAAGGUUCGAAUAGGAAAACCGCUGCAGAAGGGAAGCCACUGAGAGGAGCAAAUGUGGACUUGAGGGAAGCUUUCUCCCCCACCCCCACUUCCAUCUCGUGCAAUUUAAUACCAUCCUUGCCAGGAACCUUAACCUCGUCAUUUUAAAAAAUGAGUUAUCCGUGACCCAGGGUGAACUUGCUGAGUGUAGGUACAGCAGAGGAAAUUCUAGACUCUGUGAGCGUCCUGGCCUUGUCCAGCGCAAGGCCUUCGUGAACACUGGUCAGUGCGUGGCCCUGCCCACCUGCGCGCCAACACUCGCAGCGUGCCUGGCCCACCCGCCUUGACCUCGGACGCGCUGUCCCGCCUGCGCUGGGCCCAGCAUCCCGGCCUUCCCCAGCAGGCAAGCCAAGCCCGCUAGCUCCCGGCUGCGGUCCUCCCACCCUCUCCGUUUUUCCAGAUUUCUCCCCACUCAUCCUCUCUCAUCCCCACCGCGCCCACCUCCACUCCCGCCCUCUGUCGGUCCCUCACUUUCCUCCCGCCGCAGUCCCUCUUUGCCGUGACCUCUUUCCUUAACUCUGCAGGCCUGAAAGAAGGUCACACACGCACGCCCACGCCCACACUCCACGCGCCUCGUCCCAAACAAACCCAUACACAUUGUCCUUUGUUCCCUUUCUUGGCCACUUUCCCUGUCGCUUCCUCCCAGCCCGUCCUGAUUUGCUCCCCCAGAAGUACGUUUUUGUCUCCCCGCUGCCCCGGCGCUCCCCUUUUGAUUUAUUAGGGCUCCCAGGUUGGCGCAGAUUCCUUUUUCUUCCCCUCCAUCCCAUCCUCCCUUCUGGUCCUCCUUUCCACAGUGGGAGUGCGUGCUGCUGCUCCUCUGUCGGCUCCUAAGUGCCCCGCCCCGUCCCCUCUCCUUUUCGCUCUCCGGGGCUUUUUCUCCAGCUCCCUACUCUUCGGCCAGCCAGCCUCUGCUUCCCUCCCCUGCCUCGUUUCUCGUCGCCCCUGCGCGCUCCCCCCGGCGCUCGCCCGAGCGCUGUGCUCGCUCCUGGAUCGCCAGCCGCGCAGCCGGGCUCGGCCGGCCGCCCGCGCGCCGCUGUGCAGUGGAGUUUGGUGGAAUCUCUGCUGACGUCACGUCACUCCCCACACGGAGUAGGAGCGGAGGGAAGAGAGAGGGAUGAGAGGGAGGGAGCGGAGAGAGCGUGCGAGACCGAGCGAGAAAGCUGGAGAGGAGCAGAAAGAAACUGCCAGUGACGGCUAGAUUUCGGAGGCCCCGGUGCCCCCGUGGACUCCUUCGGAACUUGGCACCCUCAGGAGAUCUGCAGUCUUCUCAGGCCCGGCUUUCGGGCGCUUGCGGUGCAGCCGGAGCCUCGGCUCGCUGGAAAUCGCCCCGGGAAGCAGUGGGACGCGGAGACAGCAGCUCUCUCCCGGUAGCCGAUAACGGGGAAUGGAGACCAACUGCCGCAAACUGGUGUCGGCGUGUGUGCAAUUAGGCGUGCAGCCGGCGGCGGUUGAAUGUCUCUUCUCCAAAGACUCCGAAAUCAAAAAGGUCGAGUUCACGGACUCUCCUGAGAGUCGAAAAGAGGCAGCCAGCAGCAAGCUCUUCCCGCGGCAGCAUCCUGGCGCCAAUGAGAAAGAUAAGAGCCAGCAGGGGAAGAAUGAGGACGUGGGAGCCGAGGACCCGUCCAAGAAGAAGCGGCAAAGGCGGCAGCGGACUCACUUUACCAGCCAGCAGCUCCAGGAGCUGGAGGCCACUUUCCAGAGGAACCGCUACCCGGACAUGUCCACACGCGAAGAAAUCGCUGUAUGGACCAACCUUACGGAAGCUCGAGUCCGGGUUUGGUUCAAGAAUCGUCGGGCCAAAUGGAGAAAGCGGGAGCGCAACCAGCAGGCCGAGCUAUGCAAGAAUGGCUUCGGGCCGCAGUUCAAUGGGCUCAUGCAGCCUUACGACGACAUGUACCCGGGCUAUUCCUACAACAACUGGGCCGCCAAGGGCCUUACGUCCGCCUCCCUGUCCACCAAGAGCUUUCCCUUUUUCAACUCUAUGAACGUCAACCCCCUGUCAUCGCAGAGCAUGUUCUCCCCGCCCAACUCUAUCUCGUCCAUGAGCAUGUCCUCCAGCAUGGUGCCCUCAGCGGUGACGGGCGUCCCGGGCUCCAGCCUCAACAGCCUGAAUAACUUGAACAACCUGAGCAGCCCGUCGCUGAAUUCCGCGGUGCCGACGCCUGCCUGUCCUUACGCGCCACCGACUCCUCCAUAUGUUUAUAGGGACACGUGUAACUCGAGCCUGGCCAGCCUGAGACUGAAAGCAAAGCAGCACUCCAGCUUCGGCUACGCCAGCGUGCAGAACCCGGCAUCCAACCUGAGUGCUUGCCAGUACGCAGUGGACCGGCCUGUGUGAGCCGCACCCACAGCGCCGGGAUCCUAGGACCGUGCCGGAUGGGGCAACUCCGCCCUUGAAAGACUGGGAAUUAAUGCUAGAAGGUCGUGGGCACUAAAGAAAGGGAGAGAAAGUGAAGAUAUAUAGAGAAAAGGAAACCACUGAAUCAAAGCGAGAGCUCCUUUGAUUUCAAAGGGAUGUCCUCAGUGUCUGACAUCUUUCACUACAAGUAUUUCCAACAGUUGCAAGGACACACACACAAACAAAUGUUUGACUGGAUAUGACAUUUUAACAUUACUAUAAGCUUGUUAUUUUUUAAGUUUAGCAUUGUUAACAUUUAAAUGACUGAAAGGAUGUAUAUAUAUCGAAAUGUCAAAUUAAUUUUAUAAAAGCAGUUGUUAGUAAUAUCACAACAGUGUUUUUAAAGGUUAGGCUUUAAAAUAAAGCAUGUUAUACAGAAGCGAUUAGGAUUUUUCGCUUGCGAGCAAGGGAAUGUAUAUACUAAAUGCCACACUGUAUGUUUCUAACAUAUUAUUAUUAUAAAAAAUGUGUGAAUAUUCAGUUUUAGAAUAGUUUCUCUGGUGGAUGCAAUGAUGUUUCUGAAACUGCUAUGUACAACCUACCCUGUGUAUAACAUUUCGUACAAUAUUAUUGUUUUACUUUUCAGCAAAUAUGAAAAAAAUGUGUUUUAUUUCAUGGGAGUAAAAUAUACUGCAUACAAA
Molecule: messenger RNA, 3236 nt
Organism: Saimiri boliviensis boliviensis (Bolivian squirrel monkey)
Lineage: Eukaryota; Metazoa; Chordata; Mammalia; Primates; Cebidae
Gene: PITX2
Product: paired like homeodomain 2
Biological process (GO): regulation of transcription by RNA polymerase II; anatomical structure morphogenesis
Cellular component (GO): nucleus
Molecular function (GO): RNA polymerase II cis-regulatory region sequence-specific DNA binding; DNA-binding transcription factor activity, RNA polymerase II-specific
Source: RefSeq, a predicted model, not a curated record